AUGGCGACAGCUAAUGGUUCACUGUGCAACAUUUCCGGGUACGUGUCCAAGAAUGGGAGCAUGGUCGGCUGCAUGGAGUCGGAUAUUGAUCAGGCAACGGUUGAAUCGAUUCAGGCGUGGAUCGCUUACCUGCUGAUUCCUCUCAACAUGAUCAGCAUACUUGCUAAUCUUCUCGUCAUCUUGGCUGUGACACGGACAUCACACCUGCAGGAGCCAGCACACAAGCUGAUCGCGAAUUUGGCUGUUGCUGAUUUUCUCAUGGGCGUGCAAGGAAUCUUCGUAGAAUCAACGACCUUUCUAAUCGAAUUCCCGCCAAAGAUCAUAUGCCUUGGACACGUCAGUUUGGUUACGCUCUGGGCCCUUGCAUCAACAAACUCUCUCAUUGUCAUCAACAUAGACAGGUUCAUUGCAAUAUCGCGACCGCUACACUACUACCAGAUCGUCACACCGCGCGUUAUCUUAGUAAUGGUAGUCCUCGCUUGGAGCUUUGCCUUCUUCGCAAGCGUGAUGACUCUCAUUGGCAACCGCUGGCAGCCGGAUCAACCAUGCAUGUAUGACACCGUCACGAGUAGAACAUCUCUCAUCUGUAGCUCGCUAGUCAUUGGUACGUGUGGCGUCGCCAUCAUCUCCAUCUACGCUUACAUGAUGAUGAUUGCCAAGCCCCACCAACAGCAGAUCCAGCAGGAACCGAGCAGCAGCGGUUCGCAGGAGGCAGUAGCGACCGGAAAAUCCUUCUCUGUUGAGCUCGCCAAGCAUCUGAAGCUUGCCAAGACGUUUGGUAUCGUCGUCGGCGCUGUCUUCGUUUGCUGGGUUCCGUAUAUCAUCAUGAUGCUGCUGAGCAUUGCCGACGUCUACCACGACACGGUCGGCGUGGCGCGAGGCCUCGGAUACUUGCUGGCGUACUCAAACUCUUGCAUGAACUUCUUCAUAUAUGCUGCGAAGAGCAGUCAGUUCCGCGUCGUCUUCCGGGCGGUGUUGUCUUCGCGUGGACACUAG
Priapulus caudatus is the source of this 996-nucleotide messenger RNA. RefSeq names its product alpha-1A adrenergic receptor-like. Lineage: Eukaryota; Metazoa; Priapulida; Priapulimorpha; Priapulimorphida; Priapulidae. Gene Ontology annotation, cellular component: membrane. The coding region runs from base 1 to 996 and encodes 331 amino acids. The record is from RefSeq and is a predicted model, not a curated record. Gene Ontology annotation, biological process: G protein-coupled receptor signaling pathway. Gene Ontology annotation, molecular function: G protein-coupled receptor activity. The transcript has a single exon.